This is a messenger RNA of Lindgomyces ingoldianus, 879 nucleotides long. RefSeq lists its product as uncharacterized. The annotation marks the transcript as partial. NCBI's taxonomy places the organism in Eukaryota, Fungi, Ascomycota, Dothideomycetes, Pleosporales, Lindgomycetaceae. The record is from RefSeq and is a predicted model, not a curated record. The transcript has 2 exons.
GAAGUCCAGAGAAUCAUGACAACAGUGCCAUCGCUACCGGAGCAAAUCGACGCGUUUGCCAAACUCCGUCGAUAUUUUGCACCAGAGGAAGGCAGCCAUUCCUACGCUGCGAUCCAAAGUUAUCUCUCCAGUAAAAUAGACGCCCAAGGGGCCAUCAACCAGAUUGCGCCGCCAAUCGAGGAAGCAUACACGACGGGAGAUUAUGGAAGGAAAAUGUAUCUAUGGGAUCUCUAUUACUCUAUCCUUCACUCCGCCAAACGCAUCCCAUGGACCGACGGGCCCGCACAAGAAAAGCUUCUCGAUCUGAUGAAAGCGCUGAAAUCACGAUCGGAUCCUGAGGCACCCUUCAAGCGCCUCCAACUCACUCCAGAUGUCCACCCCAAUUGGGUGUUAACCUCCGAUGGGCUCUGGAGUACACUACUGAUGCUCGGCCCCAGCGCAAGAGAGGCAUGGGAUGACGGCCCGGGCUGUGGCGCAGAAUUCCAGGACCCCGAAGCCAGAGCUUGGGCGAAUGUAAAUGCUUUCGCAGCAAGGAUUACACGAGACGGCAUUGGGGACUGGUGGUGGUGGGCGAUCUGGGCGCUACGUGAUGCGCUCGAACCGAGGUAUAAAAGGAAUGAGAAGUAUAAGCUAGAUGUGUUUGUUCCUGCGGCAGCUGUGUGGCUCCUAAUCCUUCAUGACCACAUUUGGAAUCGUGUCCGGGCGGAGAAAGAGAAGCUGUGGAGUAAAGAGAAGUAUUUGGAGGCGAGAAUUCGGAAUAAAGAGGAGUCUGUGCUUGCGUUCAACACAAGGAGAUGGGCUUUCUGGAGGGAGAGAUUUGGCCAUAUAAUGAUUGAUGAAGAGGUUCGGGAAGAGACGCGGAGGGUAGCAAAGAUGGCU